Striga asiatica is the source of this 2452-nucleotide messenger RNA. NCBI's taxonomy places the organism in Eukaryota, Viridiplantae, Streptophyta, Magnoliopsida, Lamiales, Orobanchaceae. The record is from the annotation of a GenBank genome assembly.
AUGGAGAGAGAUCUGGGUUCUGAUGCCAAUCCCCCUCCCGCCUCAAUCGACAAAUCUAGGGUUUUAGAAGUGAAGCCGCUAAAAACCCUAGUCCCCGUUUUCCCCAAUUCUUCAGGCCUCUCCUCAAUCACAACCCCUCAGCCCUCACCUUUCGUCUGCAUCCCACCUUCAGGCCCGUUUCCCUCUGGUGUCCAGCCGUUUUACCCUUUCCUUUCCCCAAACAAUCCCAAUUCCCACCCCACUAUCCCGGGCCCUCAUCCCAGCCCAGCCCAGCCCAAUUUCACCUUCACCCCUGGUAACAUCCCAGCCCCAAUCCCCCUCAACUCUUACCGAACCCCUACUCCCCAAGCAAACGGGUCGACCCGGCCCAAGAGAUCCUCCACGACCCGCGGGUCGGACCCCAUUGACGACGAUGAGUACAGUGACUCUCAAAACCCGAGCAACCCGUACGCGAGUGGGUUUAACUUUAACGCAGAGGACACCGGCAACACCACCAGAAAACGGGCGGGCCGGCCCAAAAUGAAACGGGCCGGAAAUGGGUCGGAAUUCGAUAUCGAGUCACUGGUCAACCAUUUCUUGGCAUCGUUCAAGCUCACGGGAUUCGACGAUUUUCGGAGGUCAAACGGGGAUAAAGACACUGUGUCCACCGUACUUGCGGUCUACGAUCUUAUCCGUAAAAAGCUGACUCAGCUCGAGGAGUCUAAAGAUAUGGGCCGGGGGAUCGCCAGGCGGCCCGAUUUGAAGGCCGCUAAUCUCAUGAUGAGCAAAGGGAUUCGCACUAACAGCUCGAAAAGGAUUGGCCAUGUGCCGGGAAUUGAAGUUGGUGAUAUCUUCUUCUUUCGCAUGGAGCUUUGCGUUGUGGGCUUGCAUGCUCCAAGCAUGGCCGGAAUAGAUUACAUGAGUGUUAAAAUCACGGCAGACGAAGAGCCUGUGGCUGUCAGCAUAGUCUCGUCCGGAGGGUAUGACGAUAUUGGGGAUGAUUGUGAUGUCUUGAUUUACAGCGGUCAAGGUGGGGUCCAGAGACAGGACAGGCAGCUUUGUGACCAGAAGCUCGAAAGGGGGAAUCUUGCUUUGGAAAAGAGCUUGCAUCGAGCUAACGAUGUACGGGUCGUUAGGGGUAUAAAAGAUCCUGCUUGCGUGGGGGGGAAAAUUUACGUCUAUGAUGGAGUUUACAGAAUUCAAGAGUCGUGGGUUGAGAAGAAUAAGGGCUGUAAUGUGUUCAAGUAUAAGCUCGUUCGUGUGCCCGGCCAGCCUAACGGGUUCUCGUUUUGGAAGGCGAUCCAGCAGUGGAAAGACCAAAUUGCCCCUCGGCCAGGCCUUAUUCUUCCCGAUUUGACUUCAGGUGCUGAGAGCCUCCCUGUUGCUCUUGUAAACGACGUGGAUGGCGAGAAGGGACCCGCGCAUUUCACGUACAUUCCAAACCUAAGAUACUCGAGACCUUUCUCGAUGUCAAAAGCUUCGUUGGGCUGUCACUGUUUAGGAGGAUGCCAGCCGGACGAUACAAACUGCCCUUGUCGGCAAAAGAACGAAGGCUUCAUUCCUUACUCGUCUAUAGGAGUUCUUUUGACGAGCAAAUCACCGAUAUACGAGUGUGGGCCCACAUGCGCUUGCCCUCCCAACUGCCGUAACCGAACUUCUCAAGCUGGGGUGAAGGCCCGUUUGGAGGUCUUCAAGACGAAAAACCAAGGGUGGGGGCUCAGGUCGUGGGACCCAAUUCGCGCGGGUAGUUUUAUUUGCGAGUACGGAGGGGAUGUUAUCGAGGGGUUCGAAGGUGGGGGCGAUUUGGGAAAUGAAAAUGACGAUAAUUAUGUGUUUGACGCGACUCGCGAGUAUGUGCCCGUUCACGACUCGCCUAUUUUGAGGAAGACUCAGUUUCCACUUGCUAUUAGUGCCAAGAAUAAUGGGAAUGUGGCUCGUUUUAUGAACCAUAGCUGCUCGCCGAACGUGUUUUGGCAGCCUGUUUUGCGGGAGAGUGGUGAUAAUGGAGUUUUUGUGCACGUGGCUUUCUUUGCUGCUCGGCAUAUCCCGCCUAUGCAGGAGUUGACUUAUGACUAUGGGAAAGGUUCGAGUGGGAAUUCGGAGAGAGGAAAGAAGAAGAAGUGCUUCUGUGGGUCUGUGAAGUGCAAUGGUACAUCUGCAGCCGUUCGUUUCAGUUUGAUGGAAGUUGAUCUUAGGGUGGAGUUUGCUUUGAAGUGUGUAGUAAUAGAAGUUGCAGGACAGUUUAGCAAGUGGACUUGAAUCUUGUGUAGUUUGUAAUUUGUGUAGUUGUCAUUUGUUGAUGUAUGAUUAUGUUAGAAUUGGUGUUUUGGAUCUUUUGUAUUUUGGCUUUUCCCCUACUGCCUCAACUUAUCAUGAUUGGUUAAGUUAAUCUUUACUUGUUUUGAAACUUGAAAAUUAUAUCUUUUUCCUUUGUGGUCUGUUAUAAGGCAAGAUUUUUUAAUUUAUUUAUUUA